AUGCGCAUGUCCACCAUCUUAAACAACACGCGAGUGAGGAAUAGUCUGGACUGCCCGGACAACUCAACAUACGCUUUCGUCGGCUGCCAAGGAGCCUCGGGCAGUGUAUACGACACCACAGGAGGCACAUUCAGCCAAGUCGUCAACAUCAAAGACUGGAACGUAACAACAAUCGACGCUCAGCCUGAAGAUGGCGAAACGACGGUACUCCAUGGAUACGAUGUCGCAAACUUCACCGAUGCUCCAGCCGUGGCCUAUGGAUACCCUUUCGAGGUAUGGGCCGACUAUGAUUCCAUGAACAAGAGCGCCAUUGCAUUUGGUCCAAACUCGUCCACCCUCGACAGCUUCGUAAGGAACGACCUGGCGCCCACGACAAGCUUCAGCCUGGACUAUGGCUCAACAUCAGAGCUCUAUCCUCGCGACGGCCAGCUAGUCAUCGGCGGCUACAACGAAGCGCGGUUCAACGAGUCCCAGGUCGCCGAGUUCAGCAUGUGGGGGGCCAACGCCCCAGUCCCGUGCCCUCUCCAAGUUCUCGUGGCCGACAUCGUUCUCACCAACACGGACGGCGAUCACUCCCUCUUCGACCCCGGCGUCAAGGUGGCCGCCUGCAUAGACACUGUGCAGAACAGCUUCACUCUCACACAGAACAUGUUUGCCAAAUUCCAGAGCCUUGGCAACCACACCGCGACUGACGGGCAGACAUUUGGUGAAUCCGACUUCCCCAGGGACCGCGAGUCCCUCCUCGGCUCCUUGACGAUCAAGCUGUCCGACGGCUACACGAGCGUCAUCCCUCACUACGAGCUUGUCAGUCACGUUCGCGGCACCGACGCCCGCGGCAGAUAUGCUGUGCUGAACAACAGCCGAAUCAGCACCACGGUCGCCUCGGGCAUGAGCGACCUUGGUGAUAAUAUUCCCAUCCUCGGCGGCGUGUUCCUGUCGCAGAACUAUCUUCACGUCGACUAUGACGCGGGCAAAUUCUGGCUAAGUCCGCAAGUCGCCAACGGCACUUUGCCCGACCACAUCACAUCAUCCUGCAACGGCACCUCGUCCUCAAGCGGCGGUAACCAAACUGCCCUGGGCAUUAAAGUAGGCGUGCCCGUAGCCAUGGGCGCCGCCCUCAUUGCCUUCCUCGGCCUCUGGUUUUGGCUGAAGAACCGCAAGCCCAAGCAGAACGGACAGUUCGCAGGCGCGUCUCGCCCCAUCCCACGAUCCGAGAAGCGCGACGCGCCGGACUCCAAGUCUUCUACCACCAACUUCGCCGGCUACCACAACGUCAACCACGCAAAUCCGGAUGGCCAUAUGGAACUCGAAGGCGACCUCGGCCAUUCUGUAGGACACCAACAACAACGGGCCGAACUAGCGGAACCCGCGCCGGCAUAUAAGUCGGAGUGGCCCCGGCAGAACUCUAUUCAAGGCGAGAACGCCGCGUAUUACGAACAAUUCGAAGAGCCAGGCGAGAGUUACGAGCUCGCGGACACGUCACCGCACUCUCAACAUACACAACCCCAAGAACUUCCGCAACCUCCACACCCCCAGGUCAUUAUCCCACCGACGAAUCCACCUCCUAUUAAACGGAAGGAUACCGGCUUAAGCGAUUGGGUGCCGAGUCCUGCGACGUUAAAGAAGCAGUUUUCGGGAUUCGGCGAGGCUGUGUCACCGACGAGUACACGUGCGAACAGCACGAGGGUUAAUCCACAUAUUUCUCCCGUUUAG
Molecule: messenger RNA, 1713 nt
Organism: Colletotrichum phormii
Lineage: Eukaryota; Fungi; Ascomycota; Sordariomycetes; Glomerellales; Glomerellaceae
Exons: 2
Coding region: 1-1713 (570 amino acids)
Source: RefSeq, a predicted model, not a curated record